CGGUGUGUGCGUUUGAUCCGAUGUUGGCAUAAGAAAACACAAAAUAAAGUUUUUUUUUAAUUAACCGCCGUUUCUUCAGUCGGAUUUCAUUGUCAACCAACAAAUGUUCCAUGUAAAAAUUGUUAAUGGAAAUUUACCAUCGCGAGUUUGAAAUAUAAUUUUGAAAAAAUUCAAGUGGCUCAUUGACCGUGUUAAAUAGUAGUGCAAAAAUGCAUUUCUUGUGGUAAAUUUUAUUUCGGUGCGUACCUCCUGCGCCGCUGUGAAAUUUAAGAGGUCAAACUGGAUAAAAGAAGUGAAAAAAAUGCAAUUUUUCGUUGUUUUGCCUGCAAAUUUCCGAUAGAUCAGUGAUUGAAAUUGAAAAUAAAUAAUUUUUUGCAAGUGCAAGAGCAUUGAUACGCAGUGAAAAAUGUGUGACAGUGAUAAUUCAAACAAUAUUUCAUCUUCGUCUCAGCAGCUGCUGUUUCAAGGCACAAAUUCACAACAUGAAUCUGUUGCAUCAUCGAUUGAAGCACCUGGUUGCAUGGAAGACAUAGCUGCCGAAAAUUUCUGGCUAAGAGAAAAGUUGAAGGAAAUUACGAAUGAACGAGAUCGAUUGAUUCGCGAAGUGGCUAAUCUGCAACUGGAACUGGAUAUGGGAGAGCUGAAACGGCUCCCCGAAGAUAGCUUUCCCCAAAAAGUGGCCGAUCGAUCGUCACCCGCUUAUGUAGUGCAGGGCAACACAGACGGAUAUGUGUAUCUACAGCAACAGCACUACACACCGCCCCAACAAGUUGUCUAUCAACAUUCAGCAUGCCAUCAAGUUCAUCCCAGUCAUCAGCAAUCUGUGCAAAGUUUGCACAAAAAAGGGUCCGUUCGAAAUGGUUCCGAUGUGAUGAAACGAAAUCGAACGCAAACCGGGUACGAACUGUCGCAGGAUCUGUUAGACAAGCAAAUUGAAUUACUGGAACGAAAGUAUGGCGGAAUUGUAGCUCGAAAUGCAGCUAUCACAAUUCAGCGAGCCUUCCGACAUUACACGAUGGUUCAGAAAUUUGCUUCAAUCACAGCAAUGGCCAAAGCUGAGAAGCGACUCAGUCGCAGACUACCACAAAAUCAUCAAGACCACCAAUACAUUGACGAACCGCCAACGUCGGCAUACGCAAAUACUUGUGACCAAACAAAUGCAACUAAUCAACAACAACCCCAACAACGUGUCUGUGCCACAAUAACAGCAACACCGCCCGGUUCUCGUGUAACUCCUGUCCGUUCCAUGUCUCUGCGAGAACGUCGUAGUUUAGAUGUUAGUCCAAUACCACGAAGUCAGUCCGGUAAUUCGUCUCCAAUGCCCGUGACAUGUUGGUCGGGUGGUCAACAACAUUCGCAUCCUCAUGUCAACUUACUGCACGCCGAACAGCACUACUACAGUACACCAACGCCACAACAUUAUCAGCAACAACAAUAUCACCCACCACAGACGCAUCAAGUACAGUACUGCCAGCAGCAGGAUCUUAGCAUGAACGCAAGUUCACAAAUUGAUUCACCACUCUCGAUGAAUUCGUCAUGGAAUUCACAUCAAAGUCCACCGAUGCAGCCAUAUUACUCAGCGGCACAAAUCUAUAUGCGCCCCAGAACCAGUGCACAAAUCGCAGCUAGCAAACGCGUACCACCCGAAGUACCAAAGAGAACGUCAUCCAUAACUGGACAACGGUUACCAUAUGAACACACACCAAAUCGUGCACUGCGACCGAAUGGACUGUGCAAGACGGCAGAGAAUGGUAGUUUAUCGUCGGUGCAAUCAUCUGGCAGUGAUAGCAGUGCCGAACGUGUUUUAUGUGAUAUUAGUUCUGAUCGCUCCACAUCGCCACAAUGGAAACGAAAAGGUGCCAUGAUGGCUCAAUCGCCCGAUCACAUGAGCUCCGGUUGUAUUUCCACCGAUACGGAGUGUCUGAACUCUCAUACCAGUGCGGCUAAUUAUUCACUUGAUCAGCACGAGCAAAUCACAACCCCAACCAACUACAAGGUGUCGGAGACAAUUAGAAAAAGACAAUACCGUGUCGGACUGAAUUUGUUCAAUAAGAAACCGGAGAAGGGAAUCACGUACUUGAUACGAAGAGGCUUCCUCGAAAACACUCCACAAGGUGUGGCCAGGUUUUUGAUAUCACGCAAGGGUCUGUCGCGACAAAUGAUCGGUGAAUAUUUGGGUAACUUACAAAGUCAAUUCAAUAUGGCCGUGCUGGAGUGCUUUGCCGGUGAGCUGGAUCUUUCUGGUAUGCAGGUUGAUGUUGCGUUGCGAAAAUUCCAAGCUUAUUUCCGGAUGCCGGGCGAGGCUCAGAAAAUCGAACGAUUGAUGGAGAUCUUUUCGCAAAGAUACUGUCAAUGCAAUUCGGACAUUAUUGCUAGACUGAGGUCAUCAGAUACGAUCUUCGUUAUGGCAUUUGCUAUCAUCAUGCUGAACACUGAUCUUCAUACACCAAAUUUGAAACCAGAACGACGAAUGCGUCCCGACGAUUUCAUCAAAAAUCUUCGUGGAAUCGACGAUUGCCAUGACAUUGACCGAGACAUGUUGGUCGGAAUCUAUGAACGUGUCAAAGCGAACGAAUUCAAACCGGGCUCCGAUCAUGUUACCCAAGUGAUGAAAGUACAAGCGACAAUAGUCGGUAAAAAACCGAAUCUGGCAAUGCCUCACCGCAGGCUGGUGUGCUACUGUCGACUCUACGAAAUACCCGACAUUAACAAAAAGGAACGACCUGGCGUGCAUCAACGCGAAGUGUUCUUGUUCAACGAUUUGUUGGUUAUUACGAAAAUAUUCAGCAAGAAGAAAAGCUCAGUGACGUAUACGUUUAGGAAUAGUUUCCCGUUGUGCGGUAUGGUGGUCACGUUGCUGGACGUGCCAAACUACACCUACUGCAUUCGGCUAUCGCAGAAAGUUGACGGUAAAGUGCUGGUUACAUUCAACGCCCGUAACGAACACGAUCGAUGCAAAUUUGCUGAAGAUCUACGCGAAUCCAUCAGCGAAAUGGACGAAAUGGAAACGCUGCGAAUUGAGGCUGAACUGGAUAAGCAGAAAUCGACACGCGGUAAUCGAAGCGGAAAUUCGGAAAAUCGUGAUAGCGGUGUAGCUGAUGUUGAAGUGCCGUGUCCGUAUCAAUCGCCACAGAAUGAGACACAGCACGAGGCUCAAUUGAAGCGCAGUGCAUUGAGCAAUUCGUUGUUGGACAUGCACGAACAAUUUGGCAACGAGAAGCCUCAACGACGUGGCAGUGUCGGUUCAUUGGACAGCGGCAUGUCAAUAUCAUUCCAAUCAACGUCAGCCAGUUCUGGUUCACGUAACGAAGCCAAAGCUCGUUUGAUUCAACAGCAUGGUGGCUGUGCUGCUGGUCAAGUGACAGGCACAUCACCAUUACUGUCGGGUGCUCAUCAUCCACAAUAUCCCAGCUUUUUGGGUGGCAUAUUCCAUAAACGCGAACGGAAAUUAUCGAAGUCGGAUGAACAGUGCGUUGGUAACGGACCGUUUGGACGAUCGACGGAAGUUUAAUUGUUUAGUUUCACAUUUUUGAUGUUAAAUGUCCAGUGUUUUGGAAACAUUUUGACAAAUACGAAUGUCUGUAAAUGCAGACUUUAAGUAAAAUGGUCCCGUGUGGACUAUGUGACUUUGACAAACUCAAAUUUUGCUCUUUUUCGUCGGCAAUUGACAGAAAAUGUACCCAUCCAAAUGCUACGAAUCUCCGAAUUCAAUGAUUGGGGAGAUUUUUAAGCGAGCCAACAAUGGAAUACGUAAACCAACUGUUCGAUAACUGUUCACCGAACGACAGCAAUUGUUGCAUUACUUAUUCGAUCGUUUGACUCGGAACGCUAAUCCAUCCCAAGGUAACGGCCACCGACAAUAAAAGAUGAAAUUUAUUACGCGCCAAGGUGAAAAAUGGUAGAGUUAUAGUUAGGUCAAGUGAACAUGUUAUGAUCAAUUUUGAUAGUGGACGGUGUAUAGUGGAAGUGGUUUUGCAGAGGUUUUUUUGUAAAUGUUUUUAAAUAAUGCUAGUGAGGGGUUAAGGGAGUAUAAGAGAGCUUCUAACAAUAGUUGAUAAGACACUUGUUCGACCAUUACGAUUGUUUUGAAUUUUUAUGUUUUCGGUUGAAAGAUUUUUUUUAUCAUUUCGUUUUUGCAUUACUUUAUCGGGAACAGAUACAUUGAUGAUCCUUAGGGUCAUACCUGGCUUUAACUGGUAAAGCUAUACUAUCCCGUUCCAUGUCCUUGAAUUUGUAAGGAUAUCAGAGACAACAAAUUUCAGUUUAAAAUCAAAAAUCUAACGAGUCCAGUGGGUACAGAUUUCCUAGUGUGUCCAACUGAUGUGUGCAUUUAGAAACUAACGGGAAUUUCCUUUCGCCUAACAUUUGCCCUUUUACACAAAAAGCGAGUCUCUGUUCGGAAACAGUUCCUCAAAAAGUUAAAUAAUUUCUAAUUGGAGUGUCUAAAGCACUCGAACUAGGUCUUCUUAGGCUUGAUGAAGCUCAAUAAAACUGGCAAUUUUUUCCAAUAUGAAGUUUCAACCAGUCGUUUAGUCCUUGAUAUGGUUAUCUGUUCUUUUCUGGCCUUUCUUUUGGUGAUUGGUCAGAUUUUACUUCUUUGGUGUUGACAUGGCAGAAUUUGUAACGAUUCAGAGUGCAAGCGGAUAAAGUUUUAUCUUAAAAUUACGAGGCCAUUCACAAAGUACGCACAUGAAAAAUGUCGAAUUUCUGAAACGUCUACCGGAAAUGCAUGAAGUGUACGCUUUUGUCAAACCACCACCUCUUUAAGAAGCGUUCGUAUUUUGUGAUUGAAUUCUAAAUCGUAAUUUAGGUGCUCAUAAUGUCAGUUCGAUUGAAUUUUAUUUGAAGUUUUUUACUGUCUGUGUCUUAUCAAAAUUGAACCCACUUUAUGUUCAUCCAUCAGUAGUACGAUCAAAGUAGUGCCGGCGUAAAUGUAUUUUCAUAAAUAUAUUCUGUUUACGCACUAGUGCGUAAAAAUGACGUUUACACAUCUCAGCAUUGUUAUGUUCAACAUUUUUAAACUCUAGAUGCCUCUGUUGCAUAAAUCGUUGUAGGAACAUCGGUACAAAGUACUUUAUUGGGCUCACGAUGAAUAUUAUGACACACGGCCUGCGGUCUCGCCUUCUAAUUACACAUCUAGAGCUUUUAAUAAAGUACUUUGCACUAGAUGUCAUAACUAACCAUUGUCAAAACGAGAAUCCCAUUGUCUUACAUCUUGUUCCCAGCUUGUGUUUAACCGAAAUUUUGCUCAUUUGGUGUGUUUUUACCCUCGGCCUCGCCUCGAAUUGACAAUUUUCUCUUUGGCAAAAUUUCCAUGAACGAGCAUGUUGACGAGGAAAAUUAACAUUUCACGUUCACGCUUCGUCUGAAACUCCAACAAA
Messenger RNA from Bradysia coprophila, 5381 nucleotides. RefSeq names its product Brefeldin-resistant Arf-GEF family protein schizo (gene siz). The record is from RefSeq and is a predicted model, not a curated record. Lineage: Eukaryota; Metazoa; Arthropoda; Insecta; Diptera; Sciaridae. Gene Ontology annotation, biological process: actin cytoskeleton organization; regulation of ARF protein signal transduction. Gene Ontology annotation, molecular function: guanyl-nucleotide exchange factor activity.